Molecule: messenger RNA, 645 nt
Organism: Priceomyces carsonii
Lineage: Eukaryota; Fungi; Ascomycota; Pichiomycetes; Serinales; Debaryomycetaceae
Gene: YTH1
Product: cleavage polyadenylation factor RNA-binding subunit
Exons: 1
Coding region: 1-645 (214 amino acids)
Molecular function (GO): RNA binding; metal ion binding
Source: RefSeq, a predicted model, not a curated record
AUGUUGCAGUUGAAUCCUGUAAUACACCCGGAUACUAAUAAUAAAAGGUUCAAGUUUGAACCAUUUUUAAGACAAGAAUAUAAUUUCGGGUUAGAUCCUGAUCGUCCAGUUUGCCAGUUCUAUAAUCCACAGAAUCCCACAAACUCAUGCCCCAAUGGUAAUAAUUGUCCAAAUAAACAUGUCUCAUCAAUGUAUUCUAAUAAAAUAGUGUGUAAGCACUGGUUGAGGGGCCUUUGUAAGAAAAAUGACCACUGUGAGUUUUUGCAUGAAUACAAUUUAAGAAAGAUGCCAGAGUGCUUAUUCUAUUCCAAAAACGGUUUCUGUACUCAAACGCCAGAAUGCUUAUAUUUGCAUGUUGACCCUCAACUGAAGAUACCCGAGUGCCAAAAUUACGUGAAAGGGUUUUGUCCAGAGGGACCAAAAUGUGCCAAUAGACAUGUACGCAAAAUGCUAUGUCCCUUAUAUUUAACUGGAUUUUGUCCUCAGGGGUCAGAGUGUGACUUCUCACAUCCGAAAUUCGACGGAAUAUCUGACAGAAUGAGAAUAAAAUCUGAUGAAGAGCUAGAGGCUGCCUCAAAACAAAAUAUUACAGAAACAAUUGAUAAAAUUGAGCCAAGAGCGAUUGGUUAUGAAAAAUCUGCAUAA